AUAAACUAACGAUAGCUUUACAAAUAAAUGGCAGGGAACCUAACGGGGAACAAAGCGAAGAAAAUGAUACAAUACAAGCUGGUAGCCAGGAAGACAAUGAGUGCGAAACAAUUAAAUUAAAGGCGAAAAUUAAUGCGAUUAAUGAUGAUAAGAUAAUUAAAGAAUUACCACUACAGAAUACAAUCUAUGAAAAUAGUUGUACUAAUGCAGAAAGUGAAAUGAAAAAUCUGGAAGUUGUGAGGAAUUAUUAAACGAGAACAGCUCUACCAUUGCCAUUCAUGAAGUCGAGAUAUCGCCAAACAUGGAAAAUGGUAAUUUAGAAUGCUCUUCUAAUGAUUGCGUGUGUUUUUGUAAUGGUGAGGAUGGUGCUCAUCAUGUAUUGUCGAUUGUGGAAAAUGGAUUCUUUAGUAAUCAUAGCAGUAGUGGUAAUAAGGAAUCUGAUGAUGAUGACGAGAGAGAUGGAGAGGAUGAUGAGGAUAUUCCAGAUAAUGGUGAUGACUAUGCAGCUGACGAUAUUGAAGAGAGUGACCUGCCAAAUUAUUCACGCAGCUGUGUGUAUGAGGAACGUAUAAUAGAUUUUGAAAAUUUUCGCAUAAUCGAACAAGUUAUCGAUAAUAAUUGUGAGGGUAAACAUACUGCCGCUAAUAAUGUGAAGUGCAGAAAUGCUAUAGAGUGUAAAGGUAAUUUAAAGGAACAACUGGCAAAUGUAACUGAAACUGAAUCGAAGGAGACGGAGGAGGAAGCCAAUGCCCAACUAGAAUUACCUAGUGGCUCCCAAAUAUACAGGCUUCGACACCCAUAUAUGUCAAUCCUUCUUUAAAUUUCUCCUGCUCUGAACUGGUGGCCUUUAUUGGCGAAAGCUAUCAAGUCAUUGAUAAUGCUCAGGCGUUUUAUAAUAAUGAUAAAACGAGUAAACCUAAGAAGUCUACACAAUUUAAAACGAAAUCUGAAUCCUGUUCGGUGGGUAAUUCACCCUUUAAGCGUAGUAAACGUUCGGGUUUUGGUUCGGGAAAUGCUUCGACAUCCAAUCGUAGUGUGGAUGAUAAUAACAAUACGGCGCGUGUUACGGGUAUAACUGCAGCGGAACGUUUAAUGCAAAGUUUAAAUUGUGAUGUAUCGCGGGAAUUGACUCAAACGAAACGUGUCGAAAAACGGGAAAUUAAGACGAAAAGUAAACCCACGGUUAGUGUUAAAACAGCCACGCCUACCAAAACUCUUUUGAAGGCUUUAAAGUCUAAGUUGACACCUUUGGCACCGCCAUUUCAGCCAGCAGCCAAUAAAAGUAAAGAGGCCAAGCUUACAAGCGGAGCUUCCAGCUCAGCUACUUUAGUAAAUUAUGAGCAAACCACCAUCUACUAUCACCAGAAUGCCCAACAGCAGCAGCAGCAGCAGCAGCAACAACAACAACAACAAAUUUUGGCCAACAACAUGUUGCAAGCUUUGUGCUUAAAUACAGCAAAUCAACAGCAUCUAUUGCAACAACAACAACAGGUGUCACCCUCACAACAACAACAGCAAUUGUUUCUAGCUCAACAGCAUCAUCAUUUGCAACUCCAACCGUCACCAGCACCACCACAACAUCAGCAUAUUUUACAGACCCAUAAUCCCACUCAUCCACAACAUCACCAUCAACAACACUGUGCUCAAAAUAUUUUGGCAAUGUCUGCUGCCUCUUUAGCAGGUCAGGGUAUGCCCCACAUACACCUGCCAACUGCUGCCGCAGCUUCAGCAACAAAUAAUAAUGGCAAUUUAUCAUCAACGGCAACAGCUGCUACUGCUGUUAUUAAUGUGGCCGCAACAAAUCCGGCCUCUCACCAUCACCAGCAUCACCAUCUUCUACCGAUACAUUUAAUAUCGGCUGUUGGUAGUACAGGAGGUAGUGGUGGUGGUGUGACCUCCUGGCCUUUGCUAGAACCUAACAAUUCAGCCAGUAACAAUGCUACAGCCACAGUUACAACAACACCCAUUUAUAUGGAUUUUAAUGGUGAAUUACGUUCAAUAUGUCCAGCUCAUGGACCACCACCAACAGCUGUUACAAUUACAACACCCCUGGCGCCAAUAACAAAUCAAGCAUCAACUGCAUCAACAUCUAACCCCAACAACAUAAUGCAGCAACAAAAUACAGUUUGUUUAAAUCCUUCACAAUAUCCGUUAACUGUAACAGCUCAAUAUCAUGCUGCAACACAACAACACCAACAAAAUCAGGCACAACUUCAUCACCAUCUUCAGCAACAACAUCAUCAUCAUUCGCAUCAUCUAACUCAGCAACAACUUCAUCAGUCAUCGUUGGCAAAUUCACAAAAUUCUCCAUUACGCAUAAAAUCAACUGCUUCAACUCAGGCCUCAAACUCUUCAUCGUCGUCCUCAUCUACAUCGGCAGCAGCAACGACAUCUUCAUCAACGGCUGCUGUAGCAACUACUUCUACACCUCCUCGUGUUGUUCUGCAAUUGGAUGCUGGCGUUUCAUUGCCUCUACAGAUUGCUGGCAAACGCAAGAUAUUUCGGG
This is a messenger RNA of Lucilia sericata (common green bottle fly), 2506 nucleotides long. Its product is annotated as ecdysone-induced protein 74EF-like. The annotation marks the transcript as partial. The transcript has a single exon. NCBI's taxonomy places the organism in Eukaryota, Metazoa, Arthropoda, Insecta, Diptera, Calliphoridae. The record is from RefSeq and is a predicted model, not a curated record.